Coniophora puteana RWD-64-598 SS2 is the source of this 2265-nucleotide messenger RNA. RefSeq lists its product as uncharacterized. Lineage: Eukaryota; Fungi; Basidiomycota; Agaricomycetes; Boletales; Coniophoraceae. Gene Ontology annotation, cellular component: SMN complex; nucleus. The transcript is spliced from 7 exons. Gene Ontology annotation, biological process: spliceosomal snRNP assembly. The coding region runs from base 106 to 1323 and encodes 405 amino acids. The record is from RefSeq and is a predicted model, not a curated record.
CUCACGCUCGUCUGAUCUGCGAGAAGAGAAAUGGCGAGUCGUGACGCGCCGUAAUUGGUGAUCAACGCUUCAGUUGCGGCACCACGGUGAAUCUUCAAACAUAUCAUGUCGGCCCACAAACGCAAGUGGCAGGAUACCGAAGACUCUGACGAAGACGAGCCUUCGUUCGGCCGACAAAUUCUGCCUGUUGCCCGUCUCCCAGAGAAUUACAGCAAUGAACCUAUGGAUGGUAUGCAAUAUCUAUUCACAGUCAGACGCGAUGCUCGUCGCCUACCCAACGUCACACGCGUGGCGAACCCUUACGAAGUCCCAGCGCAUGCUCCUGUCAAACAGGAGCCGCCGGAAACGCCUCUCAUCACCCUGACCCUCCCCAGCGAAGAAUGGCGGUCCCAAUUUCUGAAGCACUUCCAAUACUUCCGAAAGAACAUUGUCCAACCAACCAACCAUGUCCAACUUGAGAUUGCUUCCUCACAGAAGCUCAUGCCUGACAAAAAGGAGCGCGACCUCUGGUGGAAGUUCCUUGCUGGUCGCCCCCACGACGAAUGGAAUCCAGCCAAGAGAUCUAAGAAGCAAAUGUCAGGUCAAAAGAAGGACCAAGCAGUUCGUCAUUUCCUUGAGGAGUCGUGGAUGCCUCAAGGAGAGGCCGGGACGGUUCCCCCUUCAGAAGUUUGGCAGAUAAACGGGGAGGGGGAGGCAGAGCUUGCGUUCAAGAACGACCCCAUGGACUCCUUACCAACGCCAAACGGCACCCCUCCGCCCCUGGAUGUUUCUGCAGGCAUCAUGUCUGAGACAAGGAGUACAUCGCCAACGAUGUCAGACCCAAGCCAGUGCCAUCAGCCCUCGGCCUUGACCCACGACACCCCUGAGAAGUUGGGAUUGUCUCCACCAGAACCAACGCAUGCCUUGCUCCGUCGUAUAGACCAUCGAAUAGCAGUCCAUCUACUCAUGUACUUUGCCCAUUGGAUCAAUCUACGACUGGAAAAACCAAAUGACCCGUCGACGAUUAUCACGCCAAGCCACGGUCGUUGGAUGUUUGCUCUCCUGGCAAAAAUUGACGACUAUGUGCAGGCCGAUGACAUGAGCCACCUUCGCAGCCUCGCCCGCGGCUGUAUAUCUCUGAUCAAAGAGAUGUUCUCCGCAGUUGAAACGUCCUCGGAGCACCCUGAACUUCUGACGGAAACCAUUGCGCAAACACCUCGGAAACAAAAAGGGGCCACAAUUGAUGAGGGGUCAUGCUGGAUGGUGUUUGCAGCAGUUGCUGGGGUUUGGGCUCAGAAAGACUUGUGGAUGGAUGUCGAGAGCUCGUUCAUAGAGAGGUCGUAAUAAAGGACAGCAUAGGCGACUGUGAGGUGCUCACUUUCCGUAUUGUACAAGACAAUGGUUGGCGACCGUCUAAACGAUCCCGGACAUCAUGAAACUUACCCGACGGCAGGCUUAUUCGCCGAGGAGUCGGCCAACUGCAUGCCAACGUCCCUGAAACCACUAGUGGCGAAUGCAUUCAUAUUGGAAUGCCCUAUCCGUGGGAAGCUUAGGGGGGUUUCGUGAUGUUUUUCGAAACCCUUAGGAGUUCUGGUUGGCCUUACUCCUCUUCACUCCUAUUGCUCGUGGAAGGUUUAAAGCUUGGCCUCUGAGCACUUCUCAGCCCUCACUACUUUCUACUUCCCCACACACACAAGCCAACGGAUCACGAUGUUCAAAGCCAUUGCUUUUGCUGUCGUUGCCUUCGCUGGAUCCUCGCUGGCUUACGAGGUGACUUCGCCCAGCCCAUCCCAGGGAUGGACAACAUCAGGUCCCAACAUCUUCAAGUGGCAGUGGGCUUCCACCGAUCCUUCCAACUUUACGGUCGUUCUUACAAACGCAAACAUUUCAAUCAUGCCUUUUAGUGAUGCAGUGCUGGCCACUGUUGUUGACACUACCCUUGGCCAGAUCAGCUGUGGCCCUCCUACUGGCGGGUGGCCGGCUGGCUCUGGAUUUAGGAUCAAUUUGACCCCUGACGACAUAAACAUCGACAUCGUUAUUGCACAAUCGGAUUAUUUCGACAUCUUUGAUUCAACCUCUACUCUCUCUAGACUCCCUACCGGGACUGUACCUAUCCCCGAUCCUUAUGCUACAGGAGCAUUGCCUACCAACAAUUCCCCGUAUCAGGAUGGUGGCUCGGCGGUGGAUGCGCCCUUUUUCAGUGCUGCUCGAUCAGUUGCAGGUGAAUGUCCCAGGGUGUUCACACUAGCUGCUGCCUCGCUUGCUCUACUCUUCUUAUCAUCGGUC